Messenger RNA from Nicrophorus vespilloides, 1149 nucleotides. RefSeq names its product coiled-coil domain-containing protein 130 homolog. The coding region runs from base 118 to 1059 and encodes 313 amino acids. The transcript has a single exon. Gene Ontology annotation, biological process: mRNA splicing, via spliceosome. Gene Ontology annotation, cellular component: U2-type spliceosomal complex; post-mRNA release spliceosomal complex. Lineage: Eukaryota; Metazoa; Arthropoda; Insecta; Coleoptera; Silphidae. The record is from RefSeq and is a predicted model, not a curated record.
CCUGCCAAAAACGAAACAUAAACAAGAGUAGUUAACCUCGAAAGUGUAAGGUGUAAAGUAUAUAGUGGCUGAAAAACGUAACCAAUAAAUUUUUCAAACUAGUAGAAAACAGCAGAGAUGGGUGAAAGGAAGGGCCAAAAUAAAUAUUACCCACCGGAUUAUGAUCCAAAGGUGGGUGGUCUGAAUAAGUUCAAAGGAGUCCAUGCACUCAGAGAGAGGGGCCGGAAGGCCCAUCUGGGCAUCCUCAUCAUCCGCUUUGAGAUGCCCUACAACAUUUGGUGCGAUGGAUGCAACAACCACAUAGGUAUGGGUGUGAGAUACAAUGCUGAAAAGAAGAAAACUGGGAUGUACUAUACCACACCAGUAUAUGAAUUCAACAUGAAAUGCCAUCUGUGCGAUAACCAUUUCAUAAUAAAAACAGAUCCUGGGAAUCUAGACUAUCAGAUAAUAUCAGGUGCGAGGAGGCAGGAAAACCGAUGGGAUCCUCUACAAAAUGAGCAGAUUGUCCCAGAGACUAAAGAGACUCAAAAGAAGUUAUUUGAUGAUUCCAUGUAUAAAUUGGAGCAUGGGAAUGCAGAUGCUAGUAUAGCUGAGUCAUCUAAACCUAGACUUGUUAAUUUGUUUAAUAGAAAUGAAGAUACUUGGGCAGAUAAUUACACUGCUAAUCAGAAGUUGAGAGCAGCUUUUAGGAGUCAGAGCAAGGAGGUGAAGAUGAAGGCAGCUGUGGAUAAUGCAUUGCUAAAGAAAUCAAGUUUGAAUAUUGCCCUGCUUCCUGAAAGUGAGGAAGAUAGAAGGGUGGCUUCUCUACUGCGAAUUAAGCCUAGUAUGGAUGUGGAGAAGAAGACUGAUUUACUGAGGAGACAGAUAAUAACUGCUUCAGCCUUACCCAUGGACUCUUUCACCCCUGACAAGGAGAGAAAAGCAGUUAAAGCUUUGAAGACAACACUGGCAACAAAUUUGGUUGUUAAAAAGAGCGAAUCUAGUCAUGUUAGUAAAAAGCAGAAACUGACAAACUCCUUAGUUGGUGAUUAUGGAGAAUCUAGUAGUGAUUCCAAUUGACGUUAAUAUUUUGUAAAUAUUUGAAAAGUAUUAUAGAACUUGGAGUUUGUAAACUCGCUAGUUCGUCUACAUAACUUGUACAUGUAACAA